Chlamydomonas reinhardtii is the source of this 1206-nucleotide messenger RNA. RefSeq lists its product as uncharacterized. The record is from RefSeq and is a predicted model, not a curated record. The transcript has 5 exons. Bases 218 to 832 code for a protein of 204 amino acids. NCBI's taxonomy places the organism in Eukaryota, Viridiplantae, Chlorophyta, Chlorophyceae, Chlamydomonadales, Chlamydomonadaceae.
GGUACGCUGGUCACUUCGAACCGCCUCGACUUGGUCUUCGCAGAUUGUUACGCAUACCAGCAUACACAAGAAACUUCACUCAUCUUAUCAGCAAGCGACACAUACAAAACAAAGUGUCUCUGCUGGAAGCGUUGCUUCGUUUUGACUCUCUUGCUGUAGACCCAGUGCCCGUCGAGCUCUGGAUACAUAUCACCCGAAGUAGAAAUCUACCUAGAGAAUGGACGUGGAGCCAAUCUUCUGCGCGGAGCAGAUUGUCAUUCCGCACAACCUUGCGGACAUUCUUAAAGCUUACACGAAAGAGGUCAUCCGUCGGCAGCCAACGGACCUCAUAGCAUUCUCGGCAAAAUACUUCACGAACCUCGCGAAUGUGGCGUCUGGGGUAUCAAACAGCAGCGCACCAGCUAAGGAGCAGCUACGGCAAGUGUAUACACGAGGCGGCAGCGGCGGUGCUACGCUAACGGAGUCGCAGGUCACGGGCCUGUGCCAGCAGGCCGGCAUCGCGGACGCGGUGGUGGCCAAGGUGAUGGAGGUGGGCGCCUUCACGCCCGCCGCCGUGGACCUGUCCAAGUUCGUGUUCCUGUGCCUGGCUAUGAGCUGCGAGGACUUCAACCGCGUGUGCAUGGGCGUGUUCGACGUCUUCUCCGACAACGGCUCGCUGCCCGCCCAGGACCUGCUCACGCUCAUCGCGCACCUGGGCCCCGACAUGGACCCCGAGGUGACUCCGGCCUUCCUGGACGCGGUGGCGGCUGAGCUGCCCGCGGGCGGUGGCGCCGUGACCUACAUGGAGCUGUGCGAGGCGCCCAGCCUCAAGCCCAAGCUGGGGCUGUCGUGAGCAGGGGACGCAGGAGCAGGAGGAGGAGGAGAGGGGGAGGACGAGCAGGAGGAGGAGGGUAGGAGCAGAGGAGGAUAGUGCAGGGGGCAGCGCAGAGGCGGAGGAAAAGGGGUGGGAGAAAGGGAACUACGGAUUGUGGGCUUGCCAGUAGCGGUAUACGGUAUUGUAUGUGCUGCGCAUGCCUAUCUGGUGGCUGCUGCCUUUUUGGAGAUGUACAGGAUGCGGACGGCAAGUAUGCGUGCUUGGCGCCUUGGUAGGAUCAGCAAUUCGGCAUGAAUUGCGCACACGGCAGCUACAGCCACAGGGGCGGUGUCGCGUGGGCUGCGAAGUAUGGACACGUAUCGGAACCUUGAUUGUAAAUGGGCAUUAAAGGU